AUGGAAGAAUUGAACAAAUGGUUGUUAGAAAGGGAGCGUGAAAAUAUGGAAGAGCUCGAGCGGAUUCAAGCUACAAACUCUCAAGCGGCUGCAAUGGUGGCGCAAUAUCAAUUAUCGGAGACACCUAGAGGGCGUGGUUCAAGACCUGGCCGUGUCCCAAAUGUCGAAAGACAUAUAGAAGUCCGAGGUCAUUUUCUCUUGCAGGAUUAUUUUGUCGAACAUCCAGUGUACGACGAAGCAGGCUUUCGAAGGAGGUACAGAAUGCAAGCACAUGUCUUCCAACGCAUAAUGGAGGAUCUUUGCAACCUCGAUAGUUUUUUAGGGCAAAAAUCAGAUGCCACUGGAAAAAUGGGAUUGCUUCCCGAACAAAAAAUGACAGGUGCCCUGAGAAUGCUUGCGUACGGUGCAGCUGCUGAUCAAUGUGAUGAAAUCACUAGAAUGGAAGCUUCUACGGCACUGAAAUGUCUGAAGAAGUUCUGUAGACAAGUCGAGUUUCUUUACGCCGGGUGGUUCCUUCGUCCUCCAAAUCCUGCUGACUUACAUAGGCUUCUCAAUAGAGGACAACGCCGUGGGUUUCCAGGCAUGAUCGGAAGCAUCGAUUGCAUGCAUUGGGAGUGGAAGAAUUGCCCAACUGGCUGGGCUGGAACUUUCUCGGGUCGAAAGGGUAGACCAACUAUUAUUCUUGAAGCAGUGGCGUCUUACGAUACGCAUAUAUGGCAUGCUUUCUUUGGAACUCCUGGAGCUCAAAAUGACCUCAACGUUCUUGGUGCAUCUAAUGUGUUCGAGCGUGUCAUAGGUAGAACUGCUCCUCUGGUUGAGUUUGAGGUCAAUAACAAAAGGUACACUAAUGGUUAUUACCUUGCCGAUGGAAUAUACCCGAGGUGGUCAACUUUUGUCAAAACAAUAUCGAAUCCCAGAAGAACAGGUCCAACAUCUGCACCAAUUGCAACGGUGCAACCCCAUCAUACGGCUGUAGGACGACAAGGGAACGGUUAA
Messenger RNA from Rosa rugosa (rugosa rose), 996 nucleotides. RefSeq lists its product as uncharacterized. The transcript has a single exon. NCBI's taxonomy places the organism in Eukaryota, Viridiplantae, Streptophyta, Magnoliopsida, Rosales, Rosaceae. The record is from RefSeq and is a predicted model, not a curated record. The coding region runs from base 1 to 996 and encodes 331 amino acids.